Molecule: messenger RNA, 2600 nt
Organism: Anarrhichthys ocellatus (wolf-eel)
Lineage: Eukaryota; Metazoa; Chordata; Actinopteri; Perciformes; Anarhichadidae
Product: ras-related protein Rab-37-like
Exons: 9
Coding region: 81-830 (249 amino acids)
Molecular function (GO): GTP binding; GTPase activity
Source: RefSeq, a predicted model, not a curated record
AGAGGCGGAGCCGCGUGUUUCGUCAGCUCUCAUUCUCCUCAGCAGGCUCCUCCGUUGUGAAAAAUAAAAAUAAAGCGCGCAUGGAGGACGACAGGAUGGAGCGGAUGGAGUCGAUGGAGCCGAUCUCGGCGCACUACACCACAGCGUACCCGGAGAUCCAUCCCGAUAGCGGGUACGAAUCCAGAGAGACCACCGACAGCCAGGCGAAGUCUCCGGCGGCUCCGACAUACGAUGAAGAAUUCGUGCACAAGACAAUCCUGGUCGGUGACAGUGGAGUGGGAAAGACGUCGCUGUUGGUGCAGUUCGAUCAGGGGAAGUUCAUCCCCGGCUCCUUCUCCGCUACAGUGGGCAUUGGAUUCACGAAUAAAGUGGUGACUGUUGACGACGUAAAGGUCAGACUACAGAUUUGGGACACAGCGGGACAGGAAAGGUUCAGAAGUGUGACACAUGCGUAUUACAGAGAUGCACAUGCUUUGCUCCUCCUGUACGACAUCACCAGCAGAACCUCUUUCGACAACAUAAGGGCAUGGUUAACAGAGAUCCAUGAGUAUGCACAGAGCGAUGUAGUCAUCAUGUUGCUGGGCAACAAGGGUGACAUGAGCAGUGACAGAGCCAUCAGGAGAGACGAAGGAGAGAGGCUGGCCAGAGAGUACUCGGUUCCUUUCAUGGAGACAAGUGCCAAGACGGGGGUCAACGUAGAGCUGGCCUUCACCGCUGUUUCCAAGGAGCUGAAGCACCGGGCUGUCCAACAUCCCAAUGAACCCAAGUUCCAGAUUCAUGAAUACAUUGAAGCACAGAAGGAGAAGUCGGGCUGCUGCAGCUACUUCUAAAUCUCCUCUCCUGAGCCCUCCUCCCACCUCUCUGGUACUCAGUGGGAGGAAGCCCUAUUACCGUAACUCACUGCUGCUCCCAAAAUAUGAUGCUGCCAUUCAUUCAAGACUAAAAGCCAAAAGGACAAACCAAGCUAGAAGCCACGGUUUUUGAUUAGCCGCGCCGCCGACGUUUACACAGCAACUAAAUUCAAUUCAAUUUGUUUUGUACUCAAAUAAUACAUGUGCCUCAGAGGGAUUUACUAUCUGCACACAUACAACAUCCUCUGUCGUGGUGUAAAUAUUUGUAGUGGAAAUGUUAUGCAAAAAGUUGUUUGAGAAAAUGAAGCCUUAUGCCAUCUGCUUUCUUUGUGAGAGUUAGAUGAAAAGAUCCAAACCAUUCUUGUGUUGCCUGUUAGGCACAGAGGAUGUGGUUAGUCUAGCUUAGCUUAGAUGCUAAAGGAAACAGCUAGCCUGGUUCUGUCCGAAGUUUAAAAAUACACCCACAGCUCCAAAGAUCUUAAACGCGUGUUCUUUUUUUCUAGCAUACCUACCGACUUACCCAGCACUUAAUGCAGAGGAAGUAAUAGAUUGAAAUCACAAUACUUGUAAACCUUUCUAAACAAUAACAAACACACAAAAAAAAUAUAUAUAUUUUUAUCAUUUAUAGUUAGCAAUAAACACAAACCGUUGAGGCUGAUGGGAAUGCCAUGUUGCGACGUAUUGGUCAUAAACAUAGACCAGUUGGUAUAUUUUGAAGCCCUGAGCUUUAACAUUUUGGCAGUUGCCAUCUUGUUUUUUUCAUGCCACCAGAAGUUGACACGAGAGGGUGGAGCUAAGUACAAACCAACGCUGAAUAUGACAUGUUUAGGCAACCGACAUGUUAUACCUUACUGCCAUGAACUAAAAAACACACUGUGAAACGGUUAAAGUUGUAAGACUAAAACACGGACACUUGUGAAGACUUUUCACUUAAAAAACAGAAAUCUCAACCCAUGGCGGCACUAGAGCAAAAGUUCCGACUUACCAAAUGCACGGACAUGAGCUUGAUAUCGAUCUUCUUAUCUAACCAAUUAUUAUUAUAUCAUUCAUGCUUCUUUGAAUAAUGUUUUUAUUAUUGUUUGCCUUAUCAGACUCAGACUAUCUCAGACCAACAAUACUUUUUCCUCCUUUUAAUUUACCAUUAAGUCACUGCUGACGGAAGUACAACGAUGUGACAGCAGUUUGCCAAAGUGGAAGAAACUUAAAAACCGCAUACACCCACACACCACCGGCACCCGCAAGACGAGCACACAGUCUCAAAGCAGACUUAGGUUGGAUCCGCUUUUGCAAAAAGUCAACAUUGCAACAACCUCGUAUGUAUGCAAACCAAGAGAUCCAGACAAAAGGCCACACACUGUGUCGUGGAUGCAAUUCAAAGCCAAGCGCACAGACAAAAGCCCCGUCUGUUCAUAAGCUGGUCAGACUGGUGUUCCUGACGAACUGUUGUGGAGAAGUGACAGCCGGCCGCUUGGUGAAGGCCCGCUGACUCAAGAGAAGCUCAAGGACACAGCUGGGGGUUAAGGCCAAUGUGAAGACUGUAACCACAACUCUAUUUAUGAACAUGUGGAGGAACACAAAUGUUUUAGUCAUGUGAAAUGUGUGUCUCCAGAGGAAGCUUGUUGCAUAAGACCAAACAUUUCAUGAGCCAGUUGACAAUGAUCUGUGGUUGGAUUUUCAAUUUGGUCCUUUAUAUAGGAAACAUCUAUGUACAUAUUAUAUUUGUGAGUGAGCAGUUUUUUGGAAAAAAAG